Messenger RNA from Nestor notabilis (Kea), 633 nucleotides. Its product is annotated as zinc finger and SCAN domain-containing protein 2-like. Gene Ontology annotation, molecular function: DNA-binding transcription factor activity; RNA polymerase II cis-regulatory region sequence-specific DNA binding. The record is from RefSeq and is a predicted model, not a curated record. Gene Ontology annotation, biological process: regulation of transcription by RNA polymerase II. NCBI's taxonomy places the organism in Eukaryota, Metazoa, Chordata, Aves, Psittaciformes, Psittacidae. The transcript is spliced from 2 exons. Bases 1 to 633 code for a protein of 210 amino acids.
AUGGCGCUUCUCAUCUGCGGCAUCUGCGGGCAGAGCUUCGAGGACGAGGCCCAGCUACACACACAUCAGGGCGAGCACCUGCGCCCGGCACCCUCCUACCAAUGCAAGGCCUGCGGCAAAGCUUUCCGCCACCACCGCAACCUCCUGACACACAAGAAGCACCGUGGCCGGUACCCGCACGUCUGCACUGAGUGUGGCAGCGACGAGGCCAGCCUGAGCCAGCACCGGGCAGCACAUGGUGAGGAGCGUCCGUUCCGCUGCGGGCGCUGUGGGCGCAGCUUCAGCUGGAAGGAGAGCCUGAUCAUCCACCAGCGCAGCCAUGCGCAGGAGCGCUCCCACAAGUGCCCGGUCUGUGGCCGCAGCUUCAGCCGCAGUGGGAACCUGCUGGCGCACCAGCGCGUGCACACGGGUGAGCGGCCCUUCGCCUGCCCCCAGUGCAACAGGUCCUUCUGCAACAAGGCCAACCUCAUCACCCACAAGAGGCUGCACCGCCGCUACCGGACUUUUGCCUGCUCCCAGUGCCGCCUGGGCUUCAGCUCCAAGAGCAAGCUGCUGCGGCACCAGCAGGAGCAUGCGGAGCGCGAGGCCAGGAGCCUCGGUGCAGGGGACAACCCGUCCAGUUGCCAGCAGUAG